Molecule: messenger RNA, 3054 nt
Organism: Leguminivora glycinivorella
Lineage: Eukaryota; Metazoa; Arthropoda; Insecta; Lepidoptera; Tortricidae
Product: post-GPI attachment to proteins factor 2-like
Exons: 6
Coding region: 127-978 (283 amino acids)
Biological process (GO): GPI anchor biosynthetic process
Cellular component (GO): Golgi membrane; endoplasmic reticulum membrane
Source: RefSeq, a predicted model, not a curated record
UGCCAUUUUGAGUGUUUUUUAACUUAAAUAAUGAGUAAGUUACACGUAGAAGUAACAGAAACAUUGGCCUAUUUUCAAAGGAUAUGUGAGAUUUGAACAAAAAGUGCAUAAUAGAGAGUGAAUAAAAUGGUAAUUGACGCACAAGUACAGUCGCCGCCGAACGUGGAUGUGCCUGACGAGAAUGACCGCACAAACAAUACGUGCAACAAAGUUAGGAUUGUUAAGACAUUAGACUUGCAGGGAAUCCUUUGGCAAUGCGGCCUAAGAGAGAUCUGCUUGGCUGCUCUUUGGCUUCCACUUGGUGCUUUAAUAUUUUGUUAUGUGACAGCGUCUAUAUUUCAAGCAGAUGAUAUUCAUGAAACUCACUGUAGGGUUUACAACGUGGUACCCUCAAUAAGUGCGAUCACCGGCAUCAGCCCGCAGCGGUACGUGUGGAGAAUAUGUAUAGCCUUCCACCUCGGGCCGAGAUUGCUCAUCGGCUCCCUGUAUUAUAACUACCAUAAGCAGAGGAACGCGUUUAUUACUGAAGAUAAGGUUAGAUUGCAAGCGACGCAGCUAGGAGAAGCUUGCUAUUGGCUCAACUUGGUAGAGUUGUGCGCUCUCACCGGAGUCACAUAUGUUUCCAAUAGGGAAAAUUACUUUGUACACGAGAAGAUAUUCAUAGUGUUCAUGGUAGCCGCGCUUCUGCACAUGCUGUGUCGCGCGCGCGUCGGCUGCAUAGCCAGCGACUCGGUGGAGACGCUGCGGACCAAUAAGAUGGUCUGGACGCUGUUCUAUGUGGCUAUCGCUGCCACUGUGGGGCUGAUUGUGUUCUUCCUAAGGCACCGACUUUUAUGCAGGCCUUUAGCUUUCACCUAUUUCUCCGUCUGCGAGUAUAUCCUGGCAACCGCCAACAUGGCCUUUCACGCCUUAGUGGUUAGAGAUUUGCCUCUUCACGAGGUUCACGUGGUUUGUCCCACAAACCGGAAAGAAGACUAACAGAACACAACACUGCACCGCAGAUCCACGUUGGGUGCCAAAUACUUAGCACCAGAACUCACCAAGUGUGUUGCUUACUCAUACUCGUAUUAAUAGGUAUGAUAAUUUUGCUCCCACACUGGCUGUUAAUGUUAUACAUAUAACACUGUGACAGGGACAGCGUGAUGGCAUUGACAUUACGUUGUCCCUGUCUCACAGUGUUAUAUAACAUUUAUAACAGCCAGUGUGGGAGCACCAUAACACUGUUGGUUGUAACUCUUGAAAGCUGUCAUAUUUGGCGGGGAAUACAUCGCAAGGGAAAUUUUAGCGUAAGAUUUUUUUUAUGAGAUGCAUUAUGCUUGUAUGCAGUGAUAUUUCUUCCAAUCAAAAUUAUACUUUUUUUACCCACUUGUAUAAUAUUUAUAUAUUAAGCCCCGUGAAUACGUAAGUCUGCAGAAUCUAAACAUUUGUAAACUACAAAAAAAAACUAUAAAACAAAAUUGAAGAUUUGCCGCUAUUUUUUUUUAAUUCAAGUAGUUAAAGCCAAGUUAAGAAAUAUUACCAAUGUCCCUAUUCUGACAACAUAUGUAAUUUUUAUGUACCUACUUAAGAUAGCUCCAAGCUUUGCUAAAAAAUAUUGUUAUUAGAAGUAUGAUAGUUCCGUAUUUAUUUAAUUUUCAGAAUCAACUCACGAAACUUUUGGUUACAACACAAUUUUUUGAGUUAAAAACAUUGAAAGGGUUUGCACACCUUCUUAUAACCUAACCUACAUAAUCCAUUAUGAUUAUAUGCCUUAAAAAAACCGAUGUCUGCUUCUUACUGUACCUACAUACAUGUAUCAUACAAACGUAAGGUACUUACAAUUACUUGGUACGAGCAGUUAUGGAGUAAACGAUAAUAAAAUAUUACUAAUAUAUAACAAUUCUUUACUCAAACAACUAUUAAUUUUAUUUCACUGCUUUUUCAUAUUGGUACAUAGAUACAUCGGAGAUCCAUUACCAUUUACAAGUGGCAGAUGUGAAUAUAUCUAACAUUAUUAUAUUAUCGCCAUAUAAGGUUUGUAAUUGAUUUUUGUAAAUAGGUAAUUAAAUGCACUAAACUGUUGAAUAUUUUUUUAGUUAUACCUAAAAACUAACCGAGCGUAUUAGCAACUUGCCAUGACAAUUACAGUGUAAAAUAAACUUAGUCAUUAAGUCGUUAGAGUAUAGUUAAUUUAUCAUUUAGUAAAUUAUGGUGAGUUAGACACGAAAUAAAUGUAAUUUUAUUUCAUGCUAACACUUUCCUUACUGGAGUUAAGUUGUUAUUUAUUUUGUAAGGAUUAUAUUUUAAAAAAAAUAGCAAAAAAAAUGAACUUGUAGUUUUCCACCACAAAUAUAAGGACACUAGGGUUAAAUAUGCAACUAGGAUGUUUUCAUUUGAAAUAAUAAAAAAAUUGUCCGUAUUUCAGAUGAAACAUAUGGCACAUUUUCUUUACUAGUGAUAUUUUAUAUGGUUCUAUUCCACCUGACCGCCGGCUACUUUCUAUCAAAGUUUAAAUACCUAUAUGUAAAAUAUACUUUGUCCAGAUUCACCAACAGUGGUGAUAAAUAUUUCAUAUACCUAUUUUUGCCCAUGAAUUAUGUUUUAUUCACAAGUUGCAAUUACAAUGUGCUAAUAUUUUGUGCACGACAAGCAAACUUGGCCCUACAUAGUUCAUCGGCCCUUAAAUUAUAAAAUUUAUUUAGUUUAUAGGUACAUUAGGUACAUAACCUGUCUUAACACUUUCAACACAAACAGUUUGAAUACGGUUGUUGAAUGUCGAUUCCAGCUAAGUACCUACUUAUAUUGAAAAACGCAUUUCUUUUGUUUAUGUGUUAUUAAUUCACAUAGGCGUAGACGUGCAACAUUGUAAUUUAUUAAAGGCAGUCGUUUUAUUUCAAGAAUACCUACUGUGCUUGUUCAGCGCGAAAAAGUAUUAAAAGAGAGCAACGAUAUUUUAGUAUAUUAUCAUGUUUAUAGCUAUCUAGUAUAUUUUGUAGACGUUAAAGUAUUUGAAGCGAAACGAUCUACCUUAACUUUCGCAUAAAACUGUCUGAAUUAGCAAUCAUCAACAUAAAC